GCUGACGCCGGCACAGCAGCAGAUGUUAAUACAGCAGGCACAGGCACAGCUGCUGGCAGCUGCAGUGCAGCAUUCUGCCAGCCAGCAACACAGUGCAGCUGGUGCCACCAUCUCUGCCUCUGCUGCAACUCCCAUGACACAGAUUCCCCUUUCACAACCAAUACAGAUUCCACAGGAUCUGCAGCAGUUACAGCAAUUUCAGCAGCAAAAUCUUAAUCUGCAGCAAUUUGUGUUGGUACAUCCAACAACUAACUUGCCGCAAGCGCAAUUUAUCAUCUCACAGACGCCGCAAGGGCAACAAGGCCUUUUGCAGGCGCAGAAUCUUUUAACACAACUACCUCAGCAAAGCCAAGCCAACCUCCUGCAGUCUCAGCCAAGCAUCACCCUCACCUCACAGCCAGCAACCCCCACACGCACAAUAGCUGCGACCCCUGUACAGCAACUUCCACAGAGCCAGUCAACACCAAAGCGAAUCGACACUCCUAGUCUGGAGGAGCCUAGUGACCUUGAGGAGCUUGAGCAGUUUGCCAAGACAUUUAAACAAAGACGAAUCAAACUUGGAUUCACUCAGGGUGAUGUGGGGCUUGCUAUGGGCAAACUCUAUGGAAAUGACUUUAGCCAAACUACUAUUUCCCGCUUUGAAGCCUUGAACCUCAGCUUUAAAAACAUGUGCAAAUUAAAGCCUCUUUUGGAAAAGUGGCUCAAUGAUGCAGAGAACAUUACAUCUGACUCUGCGCUCACCAGCCAAAGUGUUCUAAACUCUCCUGGGCAGGGACUUGAAGGGGUGAAUCGCAGGAGGAAGAAACGCACCAGCAUAGAGACCAACAUACGAGUGGCCUUAGAAAAGAGUUUCCUGGAGAACCAAAAGCCUACCUCGGAGGAGAUCACCAUGAUUGCUGACCAAUUAAAUAUGGAAAAGGAAGUAAUCCGCGUCUGGUUCUGCAAUCGGCGUCAGAAAGAGAAAAGGAUCAACCCCCCAAGCAGUGGUUGUUCUGUUAGCUCACCCAUUAAAGCAAUGUUCCCCAACCCAACAUCACUGGUCACUACACCAAGCCUUGUGACAAGUAGUGCAGCAACUACAUUGACUGUGAACCCAGUUCUCCCUCUUACAAGUGCUGCUGCUAUAACCAGCUUUCCUGUCCCAGGCACAACGGGAACUCCUGCCAACACAGCAACUGUGAUAUCAACAGCACCUCCUAUAUCUUCAGUUCUGAAAUCAUCAUCCCUUAGUCCUUCUCCAUUGGCCUCUGCUGCAACAUCAGAAUCAUCCAGUGCAAGUGAGACCAGCACGACGCACACCACUUCAUCUACUUUCUCCUCCCCACUAAGUACUGGCCAAGUGAUGGUAACAGCAUCUGGAAUCCACACAGCAGCUGCAACGGCACUACAGGGAGUAGCACAGCUGCCAAAUAAUGCAAGUUUCGCUGCCAUGGCUGCUGCAGCAGGAUUCAACCCUGGGCUGAUGGCUCCUUCACAGUUUGCUGGUGGUGCUCUAUUCAGUCUCAACCCCAGCUCGCUGGGCGGAGCCCUUAGUCCCCUGAUGAGUAACAGCACUCUGGCAACAAUUCAAGCUCUUGCAUCUGGUGGAUCUCUUCCAAUAACAUCACUGGAUGCUAGUGGUAACUUGGUCUUUGCCAAUGCUGGAGGAACACCUAAUAUUGUGACUGCUCCCUUGUUCCUUAAUCCUCAGAACCUCUCUCUGCUUACCAGCAAUCCUGUUAGCUUGGUCUCUGCAGCAUCUACGGGGGUCACUGGAUCCCUUGCAAGCCUUCAUGCCACCUCCUCUUCAAUUGAAUCCAUCCAGAACUCUCUUUUCACAAUGGCCUCUGCCAGCGGAGCUGCUUCCACCACUACUACGGCCUCAAAGGCACAGUGAACCAAGGGGAAUUACAAUGGCUUUUGUCAGAUCAUGGCGACAGUUGAGCUUACUGUUGAUCAACGAAAGAUAACAAUGUGAUUUGACUGCCUCUCGACGUGUUGGAAGUUAGAGAGGAGAAAAGAACUAACUCAAAGAGAACAAAUAAUUGAUGGACAUUUUGCCUAAUUUUAUAAUAAACUUUCUCUUUUCAGGAUCGCUUCCCUGAUCAGAGAACUUUCUAACCAAAAAUGUUAAGAAAAAAAAAAAAAAUAACAAAAAAAAAGUGAAAGGACUACUUAUCAUUUCCAGCAGUCACAUGGACAAGUUAAGGUUGGUUAUCAAAAAUACGACAUAGGAAGGGGGAAUUUGUUUUGAAUAUACUUUUUAUUUUUAAUUAUCAUUUUGUACAGGUCUGUUGUACAGACCUUUAUGUCAUGCAAGGUGUUUAUAAUCAUAUCAAUAAUAUUGGGGUUCCUUACAUAACUGGUACAGUUUAGGCAGGCCUGUAAUACUGGUGUGUGUUUUUCCUUCCUCCCUUUCGGAUAAGGUUCUAACUGAUUCUAGUUAGUGAAAUGCCUUUAUGGAGCUGGACGUUGUUCAAGGCUUUAUGGUCACUGCUAUGGAUAUUAUUCAUGGUCUGCUCCUUGUCUGGCUUCUAUAAGAUUCUGGGAAAUGUAUUUAAGCUUUAAAUUAUUUUAGCACCUUGUGCAGAAGAUGGAGCCAUUAAGUCCUAAAAGAUUUGUGCAAAGUUGCAUUUACUUUAUGCACCUACCAUACAUCAGUGAGCCUCUGUGGUCUUUGUAGCCUAGUCUCCUGUGUUAAUUACAAAAAAUGCAUAUAAUGCUCAGCACCUGAACUGUCUGUCACUGGGUAGUGCACACUGGACAGGAGUAACAGCCAAAACUCCCCACUUAUAACGAACUGUAUGCAGAGUCCACAGCACUAUAAAAAUAGAAAAUGUAUUCAGCCACAAGCGAAAGCGGAAUGAUAUGCGACGUUUCGGACUCUCAGGCCCUUAAUCAUGCAAGGGUUCACAAUACACCUGUGUGACUAUUAUCUACCACAUCUACCAAUUACAGCUCACUACACCAUAACCCCUUAAAUACCAUAUAAAAAACACCACAUUUAUACUACCACCUAGUGGUUAAAAAAUAUUUGUUAUUUUUGUAACAAUAUAAAAAUUAUUCACAAUACAUACAUUUUAUAAUAAACACACUUCCUUUACUUUAUGCACCUAUCAUACAUCAGUUAGCCUUUGGGGGCUUUGUAGUCUAGUCUCCUGUGUUAAUUAAAAAUACAUUGUUACUAAUUUUGUGCUUAAAUAGCAAAAAUUAUACAUCAGCUGCAAAUAUCAGUGGGAAGCACUAGAGACAUUUCAAUGCCAAGUUCAUUGGUUUUCUUUCUUAGCUAAGAAGAUGCUGAGCUACUUUGCACAGAUCACAAGGUUAAAUGGCUUUGUUUUUGUGUGUGUGUGUUUUUUUGUUUUUUUUUGUUUUUUAAUGUUGUGAUGGACCUAAGUCAGCAGAAACGGCAAUAAGUCAUCCAAGGGACCAGACUUUGUGCUUGCCAUGUCUGAAAGAUAAGAAUUUUGUGAGUGAUCAAAAAUGGAAAGUAAUCUACGUUAUAUUUUUUUUUUUUUUUACCUAAUAUACCAAUAUAUUUAAAUAUAAUAUACACUUAAAGCCAAAAAUCUGAACGAAUGAUAACGUAGACUGGAUCACUGCAUUUGCAGUUUACUAUAUAUAUAUAUAUAUCCCGGAGGUGGGUGGGGACACUUUUCUACAAGUUAAAGCUGUCCAAAUUUUGUUCUGAGUAGUGAGAUUACCUUGUAACAAACUAUGUGUGUGUGUAUAUAAUUUUUUUGUUUUUUAUAUUUUUUCCUUUAUUCAUACCCAUUGCACUGAUUUGGGUAAACCUAAAACAAAAAAAAAAGAACCACAACAACCACCCCUGGGCUUAUUUAGUCUUUAAUUGUGUCUCUUGAUCAAAGUUUUAAAGCAAUUUUAAAGCUCUAACUCAAAUAGACCAGUGAACUGCUGGCAGUAAACUAACCCGUGUCAUUCAGUUAUAUAUGUAUGUUUUUGUUUUAUUUUUAUUAACCCCUUUUGCCGGAGAAUUGGCCAGCAAUUGUUUUGGUUGCAUGCCAACUUCUGGUACAGAGGAAGGUUAACUAAGCUUGAACCAAAGUCAAUUUCCUAGCAAGCUGCUGUACUAAUGGACUAGUUUAUAUAAGUGCAGUUCAGGCGCAGUGAGUGACGAGAUAGAUGCUACUGACAAUUUUUCAUUUGUGUCUUUUUCUUUUUUGGUGUGGGUAUUGAUUUUAUAUAUAUAUAAAAAACAUGCUGCUUGUUUUAAUUUUUUCCUUUAAUGUUUUACUUUUAGGACAAACUCUAACUUGAUAAAUUCACAUUUAUUAUUGUUUGUGUGUAAAUAUUAGCGUUAAGGUCGCUUUAUCUCAAAUAAGCCACCACUUUUUUUUUCCUCUCCAUGCGUCCCAAAAACAAUGUAUUGGCCUAUAUUGGCUUCCUCUGCCUUUUUAAGUUCAAAUCAUUUACACUAUUUUUUGGAGCACAAUAUAGUAUUGUGGUUCUGAUGUUAAUAAUGUCACUAGCCUUAAUCUAGGCAAGCAUUUUGUGCAUUUCCCUAACAUUAUCAGCUAGGUAUUCUGAGAUGGUGCAAGGUAAUAGAUGCAGUUAGCCGCUUCACUGACUAAGAUAUGACACUGAAAAGGGCUAUUGUAUGGGUAUUCGCUAAUGUUGACUUUCAGUGUUUUUAAAACUUUUUUUUUCCCAUUCUUUCUAGAGCACUGAAAAGAAUGUAUAUUCAUUUAUCAAGACCAUAAAUAGUUAUGUGACGUGUUAAACAAAGGGCAGAUGCAGAGUUAAACAGAACCUGAGCCUCUUUUUGAAUAACUGUACAAUUCUAAUAAUUCAGAGAGUUUUGUAAACUCCUGCAUUUUUAGAACUAACCAGUUUUCACAAAUGUAAAGUUACUAAAAUGUCACUCCAGGUUUUAAUUGCUAAUUAAUGCAAGCCCCAAGUAUUAUAUAUCAACUGUAAUCAGAAUAUACAGGAAUGACAGAAGAAUCCAUAUAAUACAUUCCUUGAUAUUAAGGAAUUGCAAAUUAUUGGGCUUUAAAAAAUAUUCCUAUUCAUUUAAUUUGCAACCAGUUUGUUUCUACUUUCACAUGUAGAUAUGUCUUUUUGAGUAAAUAUAUACUAUUUACAAAAAGGUGUUUUUUCUUUUCUUUUUUUUUUAGCAUAAAAAUUAUGUGACAUUUUGUACUAGGGUGCAAGUUCCUUUCAUGGCAUACAAUUUACCAUUCAAAGCUAUAGUAUUUCAAUAUUUUAGCCUGAUAGGCUCCAUAUAUAUUUACCCAUAAUUUAAUUACCUAUCCAACCCAUUGGAUUGGAUAGGUAAUUCAAUUAUUAGAAUUUUUGGUCAUUGUGGUGAGCAUUUUUUAUUAGAACUUUUAUAACCAAGAAGAAUUCUUCAAGCAUCCAUGUUAUUGCGAUGUCAACAAUUUGAUUUGCAGUGAGGGCUAGGGUUUCUUUUUUGUGUUAUAGAUUUUAGCCAUUUUAUCAUGAAUAAUUAUUUUCUUACACAUUUAUUAUAGUGUGUCUAUAUUUCAAUGAAUAUAUUUUUAAUCUGCAAUCUAAUUUUCCAUUGUAUACUCUUCAUACAAUUUUGUAGCAUCCAUCUGAUACAUCCCAAUUUACUGACUGAGAAAUAUCAAUUGUUCCCAACCUACUUGUCUAUCCCAUCUCCUUUUGUCAUGUGGCAGCUCCAGAAAUGAUGGUUGUCCAGAAUAGUUUCUGGUCAUUAAUAAAAUACCUCAUCUUAUCUUGACUUUGUCAAAGAUGGGCUUGAAAUAUCUGGGAAGAAAGAAAACUUUAUACGCAGAUUCUAGAUGUAAAUAUUUGGUCUGUUUAAGAUUGCUCAAUACUGUAUUUUUUCAUGCUGGUUAUUAGUAAUGAUUAUUCAUAAUAGGUAAGGCAAAAAGAAUACAUUUAUCUUAAAAAAAAAUAUUUUAUUCACUUCUUGCCAAAGCUUAGACCUAUGUGCUCUAUUUGGCCCCAUGCCACAUAAAACCAUUCCAAUGAUAUCUAUGGAUAUGUUGAGUUCUAAACUAUUUGUCCCUAUGAAAUUUCUAAAAUGUAUUUCCAAAUUCCAAUGUUGUUUUCUAUUUCUUUUUCACUACCUACCCAGUUUUCCUUGUCCACUCAGUUUUUGGGCAAAAGGGUUUAUGGAUAAAGCCUGAACUUAAGGACCCUGUUUAGUAUAAUGAGGUUUUGUAGGGAACCACUUAUAAGAAAUGUAAAUAAUUUAAUUGGACUUGUGAAAAUACCACAAUUGUGUGUAUCUAUAAGUUUCUGAGGUCAGGUAAAUGUCUGCUUAAAAACACCAAUAAGUAAGUCAUUCAGAUAGUGUUGAUGUUAAAAGGCCAGAGUUUCUCAAUAUGUCCUUAGGGAAUGCUUUUUCCAAAGAUGAUGUAAUUAUUCCUGUUUUGUAGCCAAGAACUUUGUAUUUCUUGUAACGGGUGCUUUAAUUCAGUAGCUACUGGAAAGUAUGAUUGUUGUAGACCAAAUAAAAAAAAAAUGUAGGGCUACCUUGUAAAAUAAACUUUUGCUGGUUAAGUACAAUAGUGUUAAGUAAAGAACUCCAAAGAAAUAAAUAGAAUCCUACUGGAAUAUAGCAAACCUAAGGGAGGUCUUGGAACUGGCCUCCUUUGUGGUCAUGUUUAUGCAGCAUCAGUAGUGAGAAUAGUUACUGGAAAGCAAAAUUAAAGGUCCCAUCUAACUUUUAUUUGGACACUUUUUUUUAAAUACAUAUUUCACUUGAAAGCUUUAGUAACACGUUUGUUUUACAGACGUAAUUGAUAUUAAUAUUGUGAGUUUAUGGAGAGCUCAAUAUGUGUUAGUGUAGGUAAUGGGGUAAUAAGGAAAUAACACUUCUAAGAUACUGGUUCUUGGAACAAAAUAUAUGUAAGAUAGAGUGGUUUACGGAACUUAAAGUCAAAGAAGGAAAGGAAAAAACUCAAAUUUCACAUUUGAUUUCUCGUUUACGUCUUGCUCUUUCUUCAGAUCUUACAUUUUCUGGUGGUUGAGUGGACGCGUUCCAUUUAAAUAUGCUUAUCCCAUUGCAGUGCUGAAAAAUGUAUCUGGUUAUUUUUCCCACAAUCAAUUAAUGACAAGUAGGUUCUCAGAUGAUCACCUUUUUCCUUUCCUUCUUUUAGUUUCAAAGCCUAGAUGAGUAGUCAUUUGGGGUCUGCUCCAUAACAGGUACAGGGGCUGUUGUAUACCUCAUUUUAAAACUCUUAAAAGAGUGACUUGCUUUAACUUUCUCUAAAACCCUAGAGUUGCCAACUCUGCUCUGACUAAGGUUGACCCUCUGGCCAGUAGCACCACAUGACCGGUAAUAUGAGAUGUUGAGCCUGCUCACUGCCCAUUAGUACAUUUUAUAGCUUAUACUUAGGAAAUACUAUAGGAUUUGAACUUCGGCAGCUUUAAUAUAAGUUCUAACCACAGUUUCUGAAAUUCCUCGGCUAUUCUGCUGCCUUUUCACAUUAAACUUAUAAUGUGCAUGAUGGGAACACUUUAUAUAAUAAAUGACUCCUAUAAAUCUUCAAUAUUAACUGCUGUAUCUCAGUUUUCUUUGUUUUUUACAGUUUUAUUUCUAUGACCAAGAAUAGUUUUAAAAAAAUAAAUAAAUACAAAACUGGUAACAGGCAAUGAGUUUGUGGACAAUCUCAUAAUAGCUGACUGAAAUCACAUGCUAUCAGCUUAUUCGCUAUGAAUGUAGCAGUUCCUCUCUUGCACUACAUUUCUCUUUGCCGCGUCACUGUGCUGCUGCUGCUAAUGCCAAGGUCGGUUUCUUUGUCUUGUUUUGUUACUUUUUCAAUUUCCAGCCAAAACCAAAGACUUCUCUAUGAUUGUAUAAACUCAAAACAAACAAACAAACCAAAAAGUUGUUGGCAAGAAAACAUUUUCAGUCUUGGGCUAGUUUAUGACAGGAACAGCAGAGAAAAUGAGGGCACAAUCCAACAAUACACUGAAAUGUGAGGUCUUUUCGCAAAGGAAAAAAAAUGCAGUCUAGAGCAUUACAUCUAGGCUUGCUCUUUACCAAAUGUUGACACUUCUGAGCAAAAAGACCUUGCUUACUUGGCAAAAUCACUGAUAAAGGACAGUUAACUUUGCCCUUCUGUAACCUCAUAUUUCUCUACAGAGUGCCCUGUGCACUGAAGAUGCUGGUACAAUAUUGGCUUCUCUGACAAGGUUCUUUAAACCCAUCAGUGUUGGGAGUACCUUACGCUUAGUGAAGAGCAACGCAUUCGAAGGCCACUCUGCUCUGUUGGAUCUAACUCUUUGUGGGCUGGGUGAUGUUGAUUAAUACAGGCUGAGGUGCACUUCCUUUCUUUUUUUGUGUUUUGUUUUUACAGCUGUAGGAAAGAGCUGCUCUAUUGAAAAAAAAAAGUGUGUGUGUAUAUAUAUAUAUAUAUCUAUAUACACACACAUAUCCAUUUAUUUAUAUAUAUAUGUAUAUAUAUUGAUAUGUAUAUAUAUAAUCAUUCAAACAUCAAGACUGGAACGCUGCCCUUUUCUGUGAUAACUGGAGCCAAAAAUAUGAAAUGAACUAGUUAAUAUUUUUAAAUGGUUAGAAUUCUAUACUGUUGUUUUUUUCUUGUGUGUGAUAGAUCCAGUCUUGAUGCCUGUGCAGCUCUCUUCCUUUGUGUUUGUCCUUCUUCGCACCAUGUGCAACUAUGCAUUGUAUUUCUCAACUUUUUUUGUGCUAGACUAGGUAAAUGCCUGUGACUUUUUAACUUUCGGGGGAUUGCAAAUGGAGGAACUUUUUACAUGGAUGUUUUUAAUCUCAGUUGAUUAUGGGGUGUUUGGUUGUUGGGUCAUACAAGCUCUAUCCCAAAGCAAAAUCCAAAUGUUAAUAAUAUUAGCCUGAUGCAGAUACCAAAGAUAAUUUCUUUCCUGCAGAACCUUAGACUUGUGUAUUAAGUACUAUUACCCAGAACUUGCAUUAGUCUAACCUCAGUAAUUCCAAAGCUUAGAUGUAUAUUUUGGUAUAUUUCUGGGAUAUUAAAAAACUUGUUGUUGAAAUUCUUGUUUGUUUCAGUGUAAUGCUCUUUAAGUCAUAGCAUGGAGAUUAACUGACCUGUCUUUCUCUUGGUAGUUUGGAACAAUAGUAUUUUUGUAUGUUUUGGGUGUCUCUGUGUAUGUAUUAACAUAACAGUUUUCACUGCCUAGAUGUUCAUAUUGAAAUAAAAAAAACACAAAAAAAAAACAAAAUAAAUCCUAAAAUGUGUACAUACUAUACUAUAAUUAAAACAAUCUUAGUAUAAACUGGUUUCAUUUUCACAGACUGCAAUUUCCAUCUUGGGUUGAUUACAUUUAAGGAGACAAUCGCCAUUUCUUCUCCUACAGCCAAAAUAUUUUUUUAUUUUGUAGUAAAUAGAUAUUUAGGUACAGUUUAAACAUCAGACACUGUACAAAGUGCCAGAUAAGGUUGUAAUCCACAAAUCCAAGUUAUGCACUGUUUUCGCCUUUCUGGUAAAAUAAGCUUUUAUUUUAUAUAUAUAUGUGUGUGUGUGAGUAUGUGUAUAUAUAUAUUUAUAUAUAUAUUAUGUAUAUAUUAUGUGUGUAUAUAUAUAUAUAUAUAUAUAUAUUUAUAUAUAUAUAUAUAUAUUUAUAUAUAUAUAGUGUGUACAUAGAUCAACUUUUGAAUUGAACAGGUUAUUUCAAAAAAGAUUAAAUGUAUCAACUUAACUACAUUAUUUAAAUUGAGAAAUUUGGCGAUUGUCUCCUUAAGAGGCACCCUGGUUUCCAUAAACAAUGAAAGAUUAUGUAGACAACAGUGAUUCAGGAUAAAUGGUAGAUUUUGUGUAGAUGCAUUUGUCUGCUGUAAUUUUUUUUAUAUAUAUAUAUAGUAAACUUACUGUAACUGUACAGUUAAUUUCUGUUGUAAACCUCAUUAAACCAUUUUUCAAGUGUUUUAA
Bombina bombina (fire-bellied toad) is the source of this 9863-nucleotide messenger RNA. It is a transcript of the gene POU2F1, whose product is annotated as POU class 2 homeobox 1. The coding region runs from base 23 to 1876 and encodes 617 amino acids. The transcript is spliced from 11 exons. NCBI's taxonomy places the organism in Eukaryota, Metazoa, Chordata, Amphibia, Anura, Bombinatoridae. Gene Ontology annotation, biological process: regulation of transcription by RNA polymerase II. The record is from RefSeq and is a predicted model, not a curated record. Gene Ontology annotation, molecular function: DNA-binding transcription factor activity, RNA polymerase II-specific; RNA polymerase II cis-regulatory region sequence-specific DNA binding. Gene Ontology annotation, cellular component: nucleus.